UUAUUGUCCGCCAUUGUUAAGUGCUAUCAAAGCUUAAGAAAAUGAAUAUUCUUCAAUUUCAACUUCUCUCCUUACAUCAACUCACACUUUAAUGCUUAAACUUUUCGAUCGAUGGUAUUAGUAAUAAAUUAUCUGUUUUGGUAUUAAUUAGGGGCAAAUACCAAAUCAAUUUUGGUAUUAAUUAUGGGAAUUGCGAUUACCUUCCUUAAUCAUAGCAGUUCUUUUGGUUUUAAAUCUUCGUUCGGUUUCUUCUUCUUACCAGGUAAGUUAACCUACUCAUACUUAUAAACUUAAUAAUUAUCUGUUUAUUUCCAUACUUGUGCAUUGCGAUUUGCUUAUAAUCUUGGACAUGUCUAUUUGGAAUUCGGAUACUGCCAUUUUCUGUAACAAUGUGAUCAAAGUAUCAGAGGUGUAAUGUUUUAUUCAUUUGCAUGAUUAACCAUAGAAUUAUAGAAAAAUGUGGAUACUUUUUCUUAUAUUGAUCAUAAUAUGUAAUACUUGAAUUCAGAGAAAUCUUGACCCGUGGCCAUGGGCGGAUCAUUAAAGAUCUUAUCAAAUUUGAAUCCUCUAACAUAUUAGAUGUUUGUGAAAAGUGGCACUACAUUUCACUUUCUUUUUUUCAUAUUGUGUUUGUUGAAAGGUCUUGUGAUGAUUAAGCAGGAAAUAUAGCAGGACCGAAAUAAUGGGAAUGUAGCACUUGAUUCAUACCAUCAUUAUAAGGAAUACAAUGACCUUCCUAAGUCAUUGCAAGAUGAAUAUGGCGGUUUUCUUAGCCUUCACAUAGUGAACAUGAUGCCAACUUGUUGCUUGAAGAAGCUUUAGCUGACAACAUGAGGAUAAACAACUAUCAUAUUAUCCUAGUGUUUGUACAACAAGGUAUCAGGUAAGUAAUUGCUUCUUGGAUAGGUUAUUUUCUGUUUCUAACAAUUUCUGGUCUCAAAAUUUUGGGUUGUUUGGUUUUUCUAGUUAUUUUCACGAGAAAGACCAUAAUUGACCAUAUGUCUCAUUGUAUGGUUAUCUACCAAUCAAAAUGAUCAACCAAGUUUACGAGCUCCACUUUAUCGCUUUCAGUUAUUUUCAUGAGAAAGACAUCAUUUGAAUACGUGUCUACACACACAUUAUUGGAUUUAUAAUGCCUUUAUUGUACUUGCAUGGUUAUUGAAGUAAAAAAAAAGUAUCACUUUGCUGAGGAUUGACGUACUUUUACUUUGGUAUCAUAUGGUUAACUAAUAAUGUUUGGGUGCCCUAACUUCUUUCAUGACACUGCCCUAAAGUUUUAGUGUUUCAAUUGACUCUUCCCUUAAAAUCAAACAAAUUUUAUACGUAAAGGCACGGAAAUGAAAUUAGUUUAUCCAUAGGGCACAUAAGUGGAAAAAUGUAUACCCUCCCUUUAAAGCAUCAAAGAGGAAAUAAUGCACAAAAGCUGUUAUUCAAAGUAAAUUAAGGUAGUGGUUACACAUUAGAGCUUAAUCUAGUAAACUAGUUGUGUUAAUCUGAGAUAGAAACAUUCCACUAGAAUAAAAGUGUUCAUUAGUCCUAUUUUAGCAAAACAAAAGCUUGAUAAAGGGGGUGACAAGGAAGUUUUGAUGUUAAUGUAUUGAGAAUGCUCAAUGAGUUCUUUACUUGAGGAAAUGGGUUACAAGGAAGUUUAGUAAUCAUUGCUUUGAGAAAGCCGAACAAGUACUUUACUUUCAGGGUGAAAUAGAUCAAAUUUAUUCUACUUGUAUCAAAAUGUCUUCGUGAAAGACUUCUUGACAUCUUGUGCAAUCCACACCAGCCUUAGAAUGAGCUUAAGCGAUGAGUCUUAUUUGGAAUUAAUAUCCCCCUUAAACUAGCUUGUAAACUAAACUAGACUUAGAAUGAUCUUGUUACCUUACAAAAUGAGAGGGUGAAGGUAGAAUGUAGAAUGUUUUGUUGAAGUUAUUAUGUUGACAAAUUAGGUUUGUCAAAAUAAGGCUAAGGGGUGUGAGCUUUGUGCCCGUGUUUAAGAAAAACCUUAUAUCUCUUGGUAGGCUUUGAAGAGAAAGGUUGUUCUUUCAAGGAUAAUGGAGGGCUUUAAAGAUCAUAAAGGGAGCAUGUUGAUGAUGAAAGGAAGAACGACUAAGAGCAACUUAUAUGUGCCACAAGCUGAUGGUGCCAUGGUGGUAGUCUAGGCCACAAAUUUGAUGAAUGAAAAUAUGGGUCAUCAAGAAGAGUGACAUUUCAUGAUGAUGAGAAAUUUGUUCUUGAAGGGGAGAUUGUUGUUUCAAGACCCAACUCCUCCAUAGAGGAUGCUUAUGCAUUGAUGAGUGAAGAUUGAAGUCCCAAACAAUGAAAGCUUAGAGAAGUUGAAAAUGGAAAAAAAAGAGUCAAAGUGAAAGUUGGUUGAGUUGGCAUGUUCAAGGGAUAAUUGAGCAUGAAGGUUUGGUUGAUUUUCCUGUGAAAAACCGAAGUGAUACAACGCGUUGCAUAUAAGAGAAUGGUGCAAAGAGGUGAGAAAAUACACAGGGACGGGUGGUCGGGCAAGUCACAAAGGUGCUCGAACGAGUCGCAUGUGCAACAACUCAUUGAAGGCAAUGAAAACUGUUGCUCGGACGAGUAUUGCUCAUGCUCAAAUGAUUAAAAGCUUUCAGGUUUUUGUUUUUGCGUUUUUCAUGCGUGUAAGACUUUAGAGACUCCUAGGAUUGAUUCCCUUUGACUCCUUAGGUCUAGAAAGUUUGAUAAAGGGGUAGCAAGCUAAGGAAGUUCAUAUGUCAAUACUUGAGAAAGCUAAACGAGUACUUUUGAUUACUAUUUAUGGUGAGUUGUCAUUGCCUUGAGAAAGUUGAACGAGUACUUAACUUUUUGGGAGAAAUAAAUGAAUUUGCUUCUGCUUGUAGAAAGUACAAAAAAUGUCAUCACUUGAUCUCCGUGGAAAAGCUUUUGUGCAUCAUGUGCAAUCGAAACUAGUCUUAGCAAAGACUUUAAUACGGAAUAGAUUUCCCCGUCAAAGUAGGUUAUGAAGGAUUCAGAUUUAUAGGUUUAGAUGGUAGAAAAUCAAAAUGAAUGGAGAAAGAGAAUUCAUGUAGGUGACUAUUGCAAAUGAUCAAUUGGUUUAUGUAUCCGACUCCAAAUCUUCUUGUUGUUGUUCCCCUCAAACUAAUUUGUAAACCAGAGUAUCUUUGUGAUAGAGCUUUACUUUUAUAUUAUUUGAUUAUUUUUAUUUUUAUUUCCUUUUUAUUAUAGUUUUUAUUAGCUAAAUAUUACUAACUUUUACUUUUAUUUAAUAUUAUUAUUGGUAUUAUUAUUAUUAUUAUUAUUAUUAUUAUUAUUAUUAUUAUUAUUAUUAUUAUUGUAAUUAUUAGCUUUAUUAUUAUUAUUAUUAGUAUUAAAAUCAAGAAAGAGGAAAACAAUUGAAGCAGGAAACAAUGCAGCAGCAACUCGCGGCUCGCGAGUAAAGUCACGGCCCCCGACCGAGUGCCUCAGCUUUUUAAAACUUGCCGCUUUCACAUUUUACUUUGAAGUUGAUUGGAUGCAAAAGGCAGCAAAGUUGACGAAGAAGAUGGCUCGAAUCAGAAGAUGGCCAAUGUUGGCUAAGGUUAUCAUCUUGAGGAAAGUUAUUAUCCUCUUUUGCCAUCAAAUUCAAGAAUGGAGUAAAUUGAAAGGAUAUUAUGCUAGCUCAUUGUAGGACAACUUUGAGUGGGUUUCUGGCUAUACAGAUCGCUUCAGUAUCUCUAUGUCGGCUACAAAGACGGACUGAAAUGAUACGCAAAGUAUUCGGCUAAAUGGUAUAAGAACUUCCUUCAUAAGUAAAUAGUACCCAUACAUCCUAUAAUACUAUUGCAUUUCAGCUUCAUUCAUUUCCAUGAGGCUCUAAACUUCAUCGGUUAUUGCUCUUUAGUUUCAUAUCAUAAUGAACUAUACUAAAAUAGCUAGUUAAAUGAUUUUCGCGUCUUAAUAUUUGCAAUUAAAAGUCAAUCUAAUACACCACGUCUCAGGUGGGUGCCAUUUGGCAUUGGAAUAAUGACAUCUUGUUAUUAUUUGGAAUUCAGCCAAAACACGAGAUGCCUUCUUUCAAGGCAAUUUAUUAGUUAAUCUUAAACACCAACAAGGUCGAGAAAACGACAUUUACCCUAAAAUAUUUUUUGCCAAAUCUUCUAUGACAUGGUGUAACUUGAUUUGUUUCGUGCAAAAUAUUUUGUCUGACUAAAAUGUUAAUUUGUCACAAGAUUGCACUAAUGGCGGAUCUUCCAUGGUGUUUGACCAUGUCCCUACAAUGUCCGAGUACAGUGUGGAAAAGGAUUCAGUUUUCAAUAAAAAAAUUUCCCUUCAAGUUGGUUGUUAUCUGAUCCUUUCCUUAAUUUAUUUGUCACCAACCUUUUCUGAUGGCAAAGGUUAGUGAGUAGCCAUCAUAGUGUCUAAAAUAGGCUAUUCCAACUAUGCCAGGGAUCUCAAGUGGAGUACCUUUUGUGGUUACAUUAGGGAAUUGUCUACUUUUGGUAAUAGUUCAGUAGCUGCUGUUUCUGUCCUCUUUAACACUUUCUGGCGCUUGUGUAGUGCUUACCAUUAGACGUAUUAAAACGAUUGGUUUUGGGUUAAUUGAGUUCGAGAGUUUAUAAUUUCAUAAUUUUAUUUCUUAAUGUGAAAUAUAGACCCUAAUUUUAUGAAUUGAUGGAAAAAUAAUUGAUUCUAAUUCGAAAAUAUUGAAGUAAAAGUUCAUGAAAUAGGUCGAAUUGAUGAACGAAUGAAAAUGAGGUCAUUUUGUUACACAACAUUGCUUUAUAACGUAUUUUGAGCAUGGUGUAAAAAUUCGAUAAUGGUUGCGAUCACGGUAGCGGAACGCUGAUGCGGUAACGGAAGUGUUGCGGUUAUCAUAUCGCCUAAAUAUCGGUUGAAACCAUAAGAUAUCUCUUGAUGCGGCCCAAAAUGCGGUUUUUUUACACCUUUACAAGACAGAAAAUAUCGGUCGUUUUUUUUGAAAACCUUUAUAGCGAGGCUGAUGCGAUGCGGCCUUGGUUUUACUCUAUGAUUUUGAGCUAAUGAAACCGCAAAACCCCAUUACAUAACCUGUGAUUUUAAAUCAUGGAGUCAUGAACAUUAUAAGAUGUUCGUUUAUUCCGGUUAACAAUUGAUAUUGCGAUGUCAACAAAACAGAUAGUAAUACUGCAAUGUGUGAGGUCCGCAACAUUCAUCUGCCAUUAUUUUUUUCCCUGUGUUUGUUAGAACUGAUUUGUCAGAUCUUCCAAUAUUUGACGGAUCUAGUUAUUAAAUAAAAAUGUCCCAAUAAAAUCUUAAAGGGUAAGGUUACACUUGAUGUAAGACAAAAUAUAUAUUUAUGUGCUAAUACAAUUGGAGUUUUGUCACAUUACAUGUGUCGUUUCGUUAUUGGUUUUCAGUUUUUACUGUAUACUACGUUCAUAUUAUAAUAAACUAUGUGUUUUACCAUGUGAGUAUUUUCAUUUAAUAUACAAAUAAAUGUUGAAAUUUGAUGCUCUUAUAUUUUAGUGGGUGAUAAGACAUGCUUCAUCAUUGUAACCUAAUUAUAUUGAUACAAUAUACAAAGUAAUCUUUUGAUUACUGUUAUUAAUGAGUUAUUGCCGUGGAAUCUUUUGUUUAAAAAUAAUUACUUCUAUUUGACAACAAUAUGUGUGCCCUUGAAUAUUUUUAAUAAAGGGAGGUUUAGAAAUUUACAAGUUUGACAUAUUUUAUAUGUACACGGCCACGGCUAUCGGAAACGAGUGUGGACUAAUUCUCCGGCAUUUUUAUUAAAAGUACACGAAAUUGAUUGUUGUCAGGAAACUAGGUCUUUCGAGCAGAUAGCAUAUUAUAUUUAGUCUAUUAUCUGCAAGAAGUUGAUGGGGGUGAUGAACUGGUGGUUAGGGUCAUGUGGACAUUUUUAAAUAAAAACUUCUUAUGUCUUUUUUUGGUUUGUAUUGAAAAUUGUAACAAGAAAAUAUGGAGUGUGUAAACUAAAUCUGAGCAAGUAAAAAUAAAACUAAUGUAGAAUACUUAUUUUAUUCUUGUUAGUGUCAAAGAUUUAUAGUUUGAAUUUGGAUUAUAAAUAGACGAGAGUAAAAUGACUUGUUAAUUAUGUGACUGUAAGGUUUUAAAUAAUGUUUGCUGUUCAAGAUCAAUACACACGAAACACUUGAGAGUGUAGUGCAAACUUUAGGUAACGGGCACAAUUGCCGUGACGACACAGUGAUGUAAUGAGAGUGAUACGGUUAUCGUACCGCCAAAUAUGAAUGAGACUAGUAGUUCUGAUAGGUUUGGUGAAUUUAAAAACCUAUGCAACGCAGCUAAUACGGUACGACACGACUUUGUUUUUGCACUAUCUUUUUGAGGGUCAAAUUACAGAAAGAAAUAGAAAACAAAAUGCAAAAGAGCCCCUUACCAGAGAAAUAAGGCAAAAUUUUACUUAAAAAGUUGUGAUAAAGAUGUAAGUAAGCAUUUUAAAUGCUUGCACCCUUGAGACUAGUGGUUGUGGUAAUUUGUUCUUUUCCCUGGCCUGGCUAUUUUCUACUUUUACUGCAAAUACAUGUAUAAAAGGACAGCACAUCAACAAAAGAAAAUGAUACAUAGUUGUAGACAAGAGAGGUAACCAUGGGCAUAGAAGUUCAAACCCAUGUUUUCUUACUUCUGUUACUAUCACUUCUUUUCAUACUUGGAAACACAAAUGUUGCUAUGGGUGUUAAUGUCAUUCAAGCCAAUUAUGGGAUUGGUGCGCUUAAUAGAAGCAGUUUUCCUGGAGGUUUUGUCUUUGGGACAGCUUCAUCAUCCUAUCAGUAUGAAGGUGCAGCUCGUAUAGAUGGUAGAGGCCCGAGUAUAUGGGAUACUUUCACUCAUAAAUAUCCAGAUAAGAUCAAAGAUCAAAGUAAUGGAGAUGUGGCAAUAGACGCAUACCAUCGCUAUAAGGAGGAUGUAAAGCUCAUGAAACAAAUGGGAGUAGAUGCUUACAGAUUCUCAAUUUCAUGGCCGAGAAUAUUGCCAUAUGGAAAACUAAGCAAAGGUGUGAACCCAAAAGGACUAGCAUACUAUCAUAACCUUAUUGAUGAACUUAUAGAGAAUGGUAUAAAACCUUUUGUGACUCUCUUUCACUGGGAUCUCCCUCAAGCAUUAGAAGAUGAGUAUGGUGGUUUCCUCAGUCCGCAUGUUGUGGAUGAUUUCAGGGAUUAUUCAAAUAUUUGCUUCAAGGAAUUUGGUGGCAAAGUAAAGCAUUGGAUUACAUUGAAUGAACCAUGGACCUAUAGUUAUGGUGGAUACGCUAAUGGAAUGUUCGCUCCCGGGAGAUGUUCAAAGUUUCAGCAGCUUAACUGUACUGGUGGAGAUUCAGGCACUGAGCCUUACUUGGUUGCUCACAAUCAGAUUCUUGCUCAUGCAGCUGCAGUUGACUUGUAUAGGCGUGAAUACCAGGCAUCUCAAAAGGGAGUAAUAGGUGUCACUCUAGUAUCGCACUGGUUUGUUCCAAUCUCAGAAGUGCAGCGUCAUCAGUUUGCAGCUGAAAGAGCUCUUGAUUUCAUGUUUGGAUGGUUUAUGGAUCCAAUAACAAAAGGUGAAUAUCCUCGUAGCAUGAGAUCGCUUGUAAAAAACCGGUUACCUGCAUUUACUGAGAAGCAGCUGAAGAUGGUGAAGGGAUCUUUUGAUUUCCUAGGAUUGAACUAUUACACCGCUUAUUAUGCAAGUUAUUCCUCUGGUUUGAAAAUGGCAAAACCCAAUUACCUCACUGAUGCUCUUGUAAUCCAAACAGUCGAGAAAAAUGGAAUUCUAAUCGGUCCAGAGGCGGGUUCAGAUUGGCUGCAUGUUUAUCCAAGAGGAAUUCGGGACCUUUUGCUUUAUGUGAAGAGAAAAUAUAACAACCCUUUGAUUUAUAUAACAGAAAACGGUAUUGAUGAGAUUAACGAUGAGAAAUUAUCACUCGCGGAAGCACUUAAGGAUCCAAUGAGGGUGCAAUACUACCACGACCAUCUAGCUUUCUUAAAUCUAGCAAUCAAGGAAGGUGCUAAUGUGAAGGGAUAUUUUGCAUGGUCAUUGUUGGAUAACUUUGAAUGGGCCUCCGGUUACACGGUCCGAUUCGGGAUACACUAUGUUGAUUACAAAAAUGGGUUAAAGAGAUACCCUAAACUUUCAGCUCAUUGGUUUAAGAAAUUUCUACAGAAGAUCAAAUAUUGAUGUGCUUCAAACAAUAAAAUGAGGAAUUAGGAAGUUGUGUGUAAGAUAAUAAAUCCAGUAUGCAACCUACUUUUUUUCAUGUCUCUGGCCUGAAUGUAUAUGUAUUAUUUGUCUCCUAAAACCAUAAACACAAGUAUAAGCUUAUUAUUGCAAAUGUAAUAGAAUUAAUGGAAGCACUUGAGAAAAAAAAAGGAUAAUUGUAAGUGUUACUAUUGACAUUUGUUUGGCAUUAAUAUAAAGAGGGAAAUAGUUGUACAAUAAUUUUAGCUAUUACAAUAUUCUUUCUCGAGGCGAGGGACUCUUUGGUGUACACUCUUUUAUGAGUAUGAGUUGUCGCCUUAUUCUCUCCUCAGACUUUGAUCAUAAUUUUUAUGAGCGGAAUACACUGACUAUGAUGAUAAUGAUGAUACUAUUUGUCAUCAGUCACAACAAAAUUGUUAGUUCAUUAUUUUGUUGUUCAUCUUGUUUGUUUAAACCACUUUAAUAUGUUUUUCUUUCUCUUUUUAAAGUUUUUUUUAAUUAAAUUACGAGCCAAUGAUUAUGACAUAGUAAUACAUAGCUUUUUUUUUAUUGGGCAUCCACCAAAUCAGA
Amaranthus tricolor (Joseph's coat) is the source of this 8718-nucleotide messenger RNA. Its product is annotated as beta-glucosidase 12-like. The transcript has 17 exons. Gene Ontology annotation, biological process: carbohydrate metabolic process. The record is from RefSeq and is a predicted model, not a curated record. Lineage: Eukaryota; Viridiplantae; Streptophyta; Magnoliopsida; Caryophyllales; Amaranthaceae. Bases 6562 to 8127 code for a protein of 521 amino acids. Gene Ontology annotation, molecular function: beta-glucosidase activity.